Messenger RNA from Synchiropus splendidus (mandarinfish), 1793 nucleotides. It is a transcript of the gene cpo, whose product is annotated as carboxypeptidase O. The record is from RefSeq and is a predicted model, not a curated record. Lineage: Eukaryota; Metazoa; Chordata; Actinopteri; Syngnathiformes; Callionymidae. Bases 16 to 1092 code for a protein of 358 amino acids. Gene Ontology annotation, molecular function: metallocarboxypeptidase activity; zinc ion binding. The transcript has 9 exons. Gene Ontology annotation, biological process: proteolysis.
UUGAGUCUGAGCAGAAUGAGGGGGCUUGAUGUUUUGGGAUGUAUCUUGGCUGUGUUUCUUUGGCGAGCGGGAUCUGUUUCAAUUGAAAGAGUGGAUUAUGAUUACUUCAAAUAUCACACGAUGCCAGAGAUCUCUGAGUGGAUGGCUCAAAUUGCAAAGACUCACCCAGAUGUGGUGUCCAUAGUAGAGUAUGGGAAGACCUACGAGCUCCGGACCAUCAGUCUGUUAAAGAUCGGCCUGAACACUGGCCUGAAGAAGAAAGCCAUCUGGAUGGACUGUGGGAUUCACGCCAGGGAGUGGAUCUCUCCGGCCUUCUGCCAGUACUUCGUCAACCAGAUCUUGCAAAGCUACCAAACAAACACAAAGAUUGAAGAGAUGCUGAAAAACAUGGACUUUUACGUCACGCCUGUGCUCAACAUCGAUGGCUACAUCUACACCUGGAGUACGAACCGACUCUGGAGGAAGAACAUGUCCCCUGGGCCUGAAGGCCUGAACUGCUCCGGCACUGACCUGAACCGCAACUUUGACGCCAACUGGGGCACGAUUGGUGUGAACUUCAACUGCACCUCUGAAAUCUACCCUGGACGGUCUGCGGUUUCUGAGCCGGAGGCCCAAGCAGUUACCUACUUUGUUGGGAGUCGGCGCGAGGACUUCCUGUGCUUCCUCACCAUCCACUCCUACGGUCAGCUGCUCCUGCUCCCUUAUGGUCACCCCAACUUCACCGCCACAAACUACCAGGAGCUGAUGGAUGUGGGCUUAGCUGCGGCAGAUGCCAUCAGGAUGGUCCAUGGGACCAACUACACAGUGGGAACUUCUCCGGCAGUGUUGUAUCCCAACUCUGGUUCCUCCAGAGACUGGGCUCGAAUGCAGGGAAUCCCCUAUUCAUUCACCUUUGAGCUGCGAGACAAAGGCACCUUUGGCUUUAUACUUCCUGAGGACCAGAUCAAGCCCACCUGUGAGGAGGCCUACAGCGGCGCCAUGCACAUCAUUGGCUACGCCCAUGACAAGGCUUUUAACAGCGCCACCAGCAUCAUGGCUGCCACACUGUGGACUGUGCUGUUGGCAGCAGGGGUCACCAGCUCACACCUAUAAACAAAGCCAUUCAGCUGACUAUGAAUCAGUCUGUGUUUGACCGUUCUUGCUCUUGUUCGUAAUGAGGGAUGAGUAAACAUGGACAAAAGACCUUUAUAUAAGUGGACAUUUUUAGAACACCCCUUCCACCCAAAUAUUUAGUAAAUAAACAAAGCCUGAUACAGAAUCUCCACCUUUCAAUCUGAUUCUCCCUGAAGAUGAAAAACAUGUUACACCUCAAAAAUAUGCACGCUACCAGUGUUGAGUUGAUGAGGCUUUAUGAAACAGUGUCCUGAUUUUCAGACCAGGUGGCACUGUCUGCUGUAAAAGGAACAAUGACUAAUACCAACAAGUACAAUGACACUUCAUAUUAUUUCAAAGUCAAGAAAGGCAUCUAGUGGCCCCUGAAAAUUAGGACACUGUUUCGUCAGCCCUGUGAUACUGUUUCAUGAUGCCUCAUGUAGCCAUCACAGUUAGCUACUAGUCAGUUGGACCCUUUUUGAUACGCUUGAUAAGAUUAUUUCAAUCUAACAUCAAACAUCUAAAAGGAGCAGAAGAACAGUUCCCUGGGCAGCAUGGCAGACUAGGAACGUCAGCAUCAGUGAUCAGACCAGGAUUACUCUAGACCUCGAUGACCCGCUACAGGUCCAUACACACAGGAAGAAGCAAGUGGCAAUGAGGGGAAAAAAUCCUUGUAAUGUUAUCUUCCCUGUGAAGAUUAC